AUGCCGUCCCCAGAAAAGGACGCCUCCCGUGACCGGGAAUUGGUCCGGCAUUCAAUGACAUACUCGGAGCCUAAAGUUCCAAUGUGGGACAGUUCGGAUCCCGAGCGUGCGCCUCCGCCGCUACCAAUGAAUCCUCGUUCGAUGAGCCCAAUGAGCCCUGCUACGAGAUCCAAUGUUUCUCCCAAUAUUCAAGCAGUGGCCGCAAAAUUUACAGAGAAACCCAGCGAACAUGCACCCAGCUCUUACACAACAAAUCCCAUGCCACUCAAGUCUUCCCCAGAGAGGUCGUUGGUCAAAGGACAGCACCACAAGCGCAUGCAGUCACUACAGCCUGAAGAUACCCGACAAGAUGCGCGCACCGACUUUAUGAAUUACCUUGAGAACAAAUCUCCAGAGCGCCCUCUUCGUGCGACGAUUAUUGAGGCGGCCAAGCCGCGCGAUCCUACCAAGUCUAUCAGUUCGCCAGCCCUCCGUCAAGACGCGGACCGGGACAUGAAUUACUCCCUAUCGAGUCGGUAUUUAUCGAAGCCGAUAUUGGGAGAGAGUACUCCACCGUCGGCUACAAUGUUAGCCCUGCAAAACAUGCAGCUACCUUUAGAACCCGACCCUCCAUCACCUUCCAAACCGCCAAAGUUGAUCGCUGGGCCGUUGGAGCCGCAGCCUCAUCCAGCGAAGAAUACGAGCAUGGAUUCCCUGUCGAAUCAACUCCACAGCCUUACGGAUAUUGCAAGCAGCUUGCAGCGUGAGAUGAUGAAUCUGAGCCGACGCAGCAAAGACAAUGCCACCGACCUGGUUAGCCUCAAGGCGGCAACCAACGCACGCGAUGAAGAUAUCCGCAAGAGUCUUAAGGACCUGUCUUCUCAUCUUACGAACAAGUACCUGGACGCUGAUGCUACAAGGUUUGAUUUCAGCAAUCUUUUCAAGGGUGGUGAUGGGCCUAACCCCAAGGAUCCCGAUAGUCCCGUGUCGAAGAGGAGCUACUCCGUGCCUCGGAUGCCCAGCCCGAAUCCAUUCGCAUUUGAUCGGGACUCUUGCGUCUCACCUUCCCCGAUUUCCGACGGCUCCGCAGCCCUGGCUUUGCUCGAAAAGGUAUUGCGUGAGAUGGCAACUAAGGAAGGUGAGGAAAGGCUCUUGGAGCUCGUUGAAGAAAUCAAGUCUCGACCCGCAGGUACCGCUUCAGACAAGGAUGCCGAUAAUAAGGUCACUGCCAUGCUCGAGGAGAUUCUCAACCUGGUCAAAGAGGAUCCUUCGAGCAAAGCCCUCGUCCGAUCUUACGGCGUGGCCGCCAAUCUCGAUAAUAUUCAAUCCGAAAAUGUCUCCCCCGAGCCGACACGAUCUAGGUCAAUGGGACCCGUGGAUCCUGAAACUGAACGUGCACUAGACCUUUCCAACUCCGACAAGGGAGAUGUUUCUUCGCCCAAUUCCGAUGAAGUUUUGGCAAUUCUUAGAAGUGUCAAAAAUAGCGUUGUCGAGGGAGGUGGAAUGACCAACGGUGUGAAGUCGCUGGUACGCGAACUACGAGGUGAGGUGCUGGGCAUGGGUCGAGAACUCGGGCGGCGAUUAGACGAGAUCGAGACUUCCCGUGCCAAUGACCAGCCUGAGGAUCAGCCCAGAGCUGCCGGCCCAGAAGAAAUUUCUGCCAUCGUCAAUCGCAGUCUGGACGACCUCAAAGAGCAGCUGGCUGCAACUAUCAACGAGAGUCGGCAGCAAUCGUCCGACUUGUCCGAGUUCCGAUCAACUAUGAACAGUGCCGCCAUCUACUCUGUUGUUAAAAAGGCUCUCGAUGAGUUUGAACUUCCUCAACCUCAAGCCGUCUCGCGAGGUGCUGAAAUGGACAGAGAAGAUAUUCUCGAAACUGUCCGUGAAGCCUGGGAGACUUACAAGCCCGAAAUCGAGUUCAACAACUUUGGCUUGGAACGAGACGAAAUCCUCACAUGUCUUGAGGAAGGUCUCAAGUCUUACCAGCCUCAGCAUGAACAGGCAGUCACCUAUGACCAGGUCCUCGCAGCCGUCGAGGACGGCAUGCAGAAGUUUAUUCCUCCACAGAUAGAGCACCCGCCAAGCAUAUCUCGAGAUGAGAUAAUCUUGACCAUCCGCGAAUGCUUGGAGAAGCAGCCCGAGCCUGCCUCCAGAUCCCUUGAUGAGGAACACGUCGGCCAUCUUCACUCAAUGCGCGAUGAGAUUCUCGAUGCUGUUUCUAAAGCCAUGGCCAGUCAUACCGAAGGUUCGAGGUCCCUGGACGAGGAACAUGUCAAUCACCUCUAUUCGAUCCGCGAUGAAAUUCUCGAUGCAGUCACUGGGACGAUGGCAGCCAACAAUACGCAGCCCAAGGCUUUGGACGAGGAUCACGUCAAUCGGCUCUACUCUAUUCGCGAUGAGAUCAUUGAAGCCGUCACCGGGGCAGUGGCAAGUCAUGCAGCAGGCUCCAAAUCUGUGGACGAAGACCAUGCCAGUCAUCUGACUUCCCUCCGCGACGAAAUCCUCCAAGCUGUUGCUGGAGCGAUGGCAGUGAACAAUACGCAGCCCAAGACUUUGGAUGAGGACCACGUCAAUCACCUCUAUUCUGUCCGUGAUGAGAUCAUUGAAGCUGUCACUGGAGCAAUGGCAAACCACAGCACCUCCAGGUCUAUGGAUGAAGAUAACGUCGGCCAACUUAAUUCUAUCCGGGACGAGAUCCUCGGUGCAUUGGCCGGGUCCAUGGCACAAAGCACACUGAGCAAGGAUUCAUACGACUCUGGUCUUGGCCGUGAUGAAAUUGUCAGUGCUGUCUCCGAUGGCCUUGAAGCCCAUUUCACUGCAGCCAAAGAGAUGGAUGAGCCGCGCAUUUCUCGCCAUGAUGUUAUGAAUGCUGUCAACGAAGCCUUUAACGCUCAACAAUCAGCUGUUACUGUUGCCCACACGAACAUUUCUCGCGAUGAAAUUUUGAAUGCCAUUGCCGAGGGCAUUGAAAAUUCAAUGAAUGCCCAGCAAUCGGCUCUGAGUACCAACGUCCAGCAGACCGUCUCUCGCGAUGAGAUUUUCAGUGCUAUCGUGGAUGCCAUCGAGCACUCGCGGUCCUCCCUCGGCAAUAAUGGGGAGCCUAGUAUUUCUCGAGAUGAGAUCCUUGGUGCUAUUUUGGAGGGCAUGCAACACCCAUCAAACCACCAAGAACCGAAUAUCUCUAGAGACGAGAUAUUGAACGCUAUUGCUGACGGCAUUGAGAACUCUAACAACUCUUCUUCACGUGCUCUCACGUCGCCUGAGCAAGAGGUUGAGAAUCAGCAGUCCACACUAUCCCGGGAAGAAAUAUUCAAUGCAAUUGUCGAGGGUAUUGAGCACUCCCAUGCUUCGCUUGGCAUAAAUGGCCAGCCUAGUGUUUCUAAGGAGGAGAUCAUGACUGCUAUCGUCGAUGGUAUUGAAGCAUCGACAAGCAGCCAACAGUCAGCCCUCAGUACCAACGUCCAAGAGCCGUCCAUCUCACGGGAGGAGAUUUUGUCUGCCAUUGCAGAAGGCAUUCAAAACGGCAACUCGAUCACCCGGGAGAUUGAGCUGAACCAGGACGACCUCAUGGAGGCAAUCACCUCUGGUCUCAACGUGGCACUCAGUACAGCGAAUACCAAUGUUGGUGGGGAGAUGACCGACCGCCUCCAGACUUUAUUCGAAGGUAUGAAGGAGGAAUUUAAGCAGUACUCGGCCGCCGGCGGAAGAGACACUGAGCAGGUCCUCGAUGCAAUCAAGGAUGGCCUUGAUGUAGUUCGCAAGGAGAUCGAAACUUACGUGGUUACCGCUGCCGAUCUUUCCGGCAAGGACGAAGUAAUUGACACGGUCAAAGAAGGCUUCCGACUCCUUCAAGCUGAUAUGGAGAAGACCAUUACGGAUACGUCUCUUCUGAAUGCAUCGCGAGGCAUUCCUGAUACACCCGAGCUUCUGGAUGCCAUGGAAAAAGAGUUCGAGCACUUACGGGGGACAAUCACCACCCUUCUUCUCCGCAAUAAUGCAACCGAAGACAAAGAUGAGAUCUUGGAUGCCAUUCGAGAGGUUGCCGAUCGCAACAAAAAUGACUCCGGCGAUGAUGUUGUCAAGACCAUUAAGCAGGAACUCGAGACUCUCCGUGAGCGCAUGGAGAUGAGUAUGGUUCGUGCUGAGCCUGGCGCUGAGAAAGACGAAAUCAUAUCCGCACUCCGUGAGCAUUUCGACAACCUACGUGAGCAGACCUCUCUCAAAGAUGACAACGAAAAUGAUAUUGUCAAUACCAUCAAGCAGGAAUUCGAGAGCCUUCGAGAGCGCAUGGAGAUGAGUGUGGUUCGUGCUGAGCCUGGGGCUGAGAAAGACGAAAUCAUAUCCGCACUCCGUGAGCAUUUCGACAUCCUGCGUGAUGAGACCUCGCGUAGAGAUGGCAACGAGACCACGUUAUCCGCGACAAGUGAGCUUCUCGAUGCAUUUACAGACGGUGUUGGCUCGAUUCGUGACGACCUGAAGAAACUACUGGAGAGGCCAACUGAGUUUGACAACUCCGAUAUUGUUAAUACCAUAAAAGAUGGGCUUGCGGACCUGAAGCUCGAAAUGGAUUCUCUCCGUGGAUCUAACAAAGAGCUGGAUGAUUCCAGCACCGUCCGCGGCGGUGAACUCAUGCUGGCAAACGAGCCCAGCAUCACGCCUGACAUCGACGGUCUGAAAGCGCUUAUUACUCAGCUUCAUGACAAGGUUGAGGCCAUUGAAACUACCCCUCGUGCCGCAGAGCCUGCUGAGGAUGCCCUCAAGCGCUCGCACCUUGAUGAGGUCCUUCUUGCGCUUCACGAAGUUCAGCUCGCCAUGGGUGAGAUGAGUACUCAACAAAGUACCGAGAAUGGCGACCCCGCUGGAAAGCAAGACAUUGAGAUUCUCGAGCAGUUACUCUUGAGUACUAAGACGCAGAUCGAUGAGCUUGUCUUCCCUUCACCCGAUCAGGUCGCUACCCCCGAGCAUAUUGGAACUCUCGAGGCCAUGAUCCGAGAGGCCAAGGACUCGAUUGCCGAGUUUUCUAGUCGCGUCGAAGCCGAGGCUCCCACGAAGUCUGAGAUCGGCACUUUGGAGGGUCUCAUCAAAGAUGUUUGGGUUGUCCUAGAUGAGAUGAAGAGCAAAACCAAGGACGGCGAGGAAGACGAAUCGGAGAAAUUGCUCAAAUCUGAUCUCCAAACGGUGGAAGCCAUGAUCUUCGAAGUCAAGACUCAAGUCGAUGAGCUUAAGCUUCCUGAUGUGGAUACUCUCCCCACCAAGACAGACAUUCAGGAGCUGUCAACACUUGUCUGCGAUUUCCGAGAGAAGAUGGAGGCUAGUAACGAAUUGACCGCCCAAGGGUUUGAUGCCCGCAAGGUUGAGCACGGUGGUCUUGCCGAGAAAAUCGACGAAGCCAAGUUUGUCGUUGGCGAGCUCGGGGACGAACUCAAGAGCAAGCUUGACGGCAGCACCGAAGGUCUGACUGAGCUUAAACAGCUUCUCGAAGGACUCGCAAUCACCGCGGAGAGCUUCACCACCGUCGAAAAUAUAAAGGAGCUCACCGACCUUAUCAACCGCGAGUUCGAACGUUCUCGGGGCGAGGAAGAUGCAGUCAAGGCCGAAAAGGAGGAGCGGGAUGCGGCUACAAUGGUCAAGCACGAUGAGACACGGGCCGCCAUAAUCGUGGAGCUUGGCACAAAGAUCGACGAGAAGAUUUCCGAAGUCCUGGCUAAGUAUGAAGAUGCGAACGCAUCUCUCCACUCGAAGUUCUCAGAAACCGAAGAAAGAGAUCUGGCACACACUGAAUCUUUGACAAGUACAAGAAGUCUUGCUGAGGACAUCAAGCUUGUCAUUGGUGCUAUGGGCGAUAGUGUUAACGAGACCUGUGAGCGGUUAAGCGUGGACACGAAAGCUCUCAUGGAACAAGUCGAUCAGUCCCGCCAGCAAAUGGAGACCAUGCACAACGAUGUGAGAUCGCACCAAGAGCAAUCUCAAGCCGAAAAUGAAAGGGCCGCAGCUGCCACUGAUCGAGUGGAGAGCAAGCUCCUUGAAUUCCAUCCUCGUAUUCUGGAAUCUGUGCAGGAGAUAUUGACCAUUGUCAGCCAGCACUACGAUCACUCCCAAAAGUCAGCAGAGGACUUCAAGUCGGAACUGUCAGCACUACCUUCAAAUAUCCCAGCAAUGCUACCUGCGCUGCCUCCACCAGAAUCAGACCGUACACUCGCGAUAGAGGACACUCCGCUGCACAGCAAAAUCGACGACAUUUUGGAGCAUACCAAGAACAACAAGGUCCAUGAGGUUUUGACCACUCUGCUUGAUCACUCAAAGAAUGACCAACUCCACGAGAAACUUGAUCGUGCUCUGAAUCAAGCGUCAGGUUCGAAUGACCAAAUAUAUGAGAAGCUCAAUGAGCUGCUGGAUCACGCCACCAAUGGGACUGGUCCCGUUCAUGAGAAAUUGGACGCAUUGCUCAGCCGUCUUAAUCCGCCGGAACCCGAUCAUUCUGUUACCCAGAUGACGAAGUUGGAUGAGAUGCACAGGGACAUCAUGGAAAACUCCCGCAGAAUGAAUGAAAUGUUCGCUGCCCAGUCAGCUCUGAUCGCUGAAGACACCGAGCGAAAGCGACGCGAAGCUGAGGAAGCUGCGAUCGCCCUUGAACGAAGAGUCUCACAGCGUGAACAAGUCGAAGCGGAGCUUGUUGGCUUGCAUGAAGAAAAGGAUUCUAUGCUGAACAUGAUCCAUCGCCUAAAAGCAGAGAAGGAAGACAUGAUCAAACAAAACAACAAGCUCAGCAAGGAUCUGUCCGGUCUUGAAACAGCUCUGGAGAUACGCCACGAAGAGAUGCGGCAGAUGGAGGACCGCGCGGAUGGCCUUGAGAAACGUAUUCUGGAGGGUGUGCUUGACCAUGCUCGUACCGUGCUCCUAGGCCGAUCCAACAGCGUGCAGGCCAUGAACCUGAAGAGGAACCGCAGCACUCGGAGUACCCGUUCCUCACGCACAGGCGCCCGCAGUCCCAGUGUGGCGAGCACUGCCAGCACCGCCAAAGAGCCCAAGGAUAGUCGCAGUCUGCUUGGGAAUGGGGUUGGGAUGGCUCUGAAAAGAAUGCCGACCUCGCUUCAUGCUGGCACAGGUGCUGUGCAGCCCAACAUCGGAAAAGAACGCCGAAUUCUUAGCUUAAGUCACGUCACAGGCAACCGCGGUGUUGACCGGCAGGCGAGUGUUAAAUCCGGCAUCACGAACUUGAAGCGCAGCCACUCUGUGAAAUCAAACUCUCCUCGAAAGUCUUCUUGGGCUGGCCCAACUUCUGUUGCCGAUAAAGAGAAUGUGCCAUUCCACGAAGAGGACGAGAUUGCCAGCGAAGCGGAAGAUGCUGUUCCGCAGCGCAAGGCCAGUUACGCGGAAAGUAACGCACCUACCGACCGUAAGACGAGCUACGCAGAAUCCGACCUGGCAACUGAAACCGAACACAACUAUGCCCCGAGCAACCCUGGCACUGACCGGAGGACAAGCUACGCGGCAAGCGAUGCAGGCACGGAGCGCAAGACAAGUUACUCUGGCAGCAUCGUUGACAGCGUGGUUACAGAUGCCGCGGGUCAACGCCGUGUAAGCGGAGUGAGCUCCACAAAUUCAUACAGCGUGGCGGAGAGCUCAAUCGCUGAGCACGACCACGAGGACCGCCAUGAUGAUAUUUCUAUCGACGGUUCCGAGUCAGAAGACGAUGCACAGACAACACGAGAGGAUGCAGAGCAUUCUGGACAUGAGGACCAGAAUGAGGAUCACGAAAUGUCCCGCCAGAUUCGAGAGGCCAAUGAGGCUGCGGAAGCUGAAGUUAUGAAGCUGUUGGCUCCCUCUAGCGACAGCGGACUUGGCACUGAUGUUGCGGUUUGA
Molecule: messenger RNA, 7842 nt
Organism: Penicillium mononematosum
Lineage: Eukaryota; Fungi; Ascomycota; Eurotiomycetes; Eurotiales; Aspergillaceae
Exons: 2
Coding region: 1-7842 (2613 amino acids)
Source: RefSeq, a predicted model, not a curated record